Bufo gargarizans (Asiatic toad) is the source of this 4925-nucleotide messenger RNA. RefSeq names its product ETS homologous factor-like. Gene Ontology annotation, molecular function: sequence-specific DNA binding; DNA-binding transcription factor activity, RNA polymerase II-specific. Gene Ontology annotation, biological process: regulation of transcription by RNA polymerase II; cell differentiation. Bases 234 to 1121 code for a protein of 295 amino acids. The transcript is spliced from 9 exons. Gene Ontology annotation, cellular component: nucleus. The record is from RefSeq and is a predicted model, not a curated record. Lineage: Eukaryota; Metazoa; Chordata; Amphibia; Anura; Bufonidae.
CCGGGAAAAACCCUGAUUGGCUGAUUUCUCCUCGCUGCUGCGCGUCUGGCACAAAUAUUUAACAAUGCAAAGUGUGUGUGUGCGGUAGUAGUGUCAGCGUGCGUGUGUGCGGUAGUAGUGUCAGCGUGUGUGUGUGUGUGCGGUGCUAUUCUGUCUGCGCGUCUGCCUGUGGCAGGUGUGACAGUGCCUGGGCUAUCUGUGGAUGACACUCAAUACACACCUGCGGGCAGAUCAUGAUUUUACAAGGAAGCAACAUUAUGAAUAUUAAUCCAAGUGCCAACUCCCACUCCCAUCAUCAUCAACCUACCUGGACUGCUCCCUACCCUACAUGUGAUGGAUUCUUCAUGGGUCAGUGGCAUGACAUCCAUCCUCAGUACUGGACUAAGUAUCAGGUCUGGGAGUGGCUGCAGCAGUUCGUGGACACCAAUCAGUUGGACGCCACUUGCAUCCCUUUCCAGGAGUUUGACAUCACCGGGGAACGCCUGUGCAGCAUGACCCUGCAGGACUUCACGCAGGCCGCGGGCGCCGCCGGGCACAUCUUGUACAGCCAUGUGCAAAGUCUCAAGUGGCACGGCCAAUAUGGGAAUCAAGUUCUUCAGUCCCUCAAUGUCGUUAUUAAGACAGAGCAAACAGAUCCUGGACCGAUUGCUCCCUGGAAAGAAGACCCAUUUUUAUAUGAAAACAGCUAUGAUGACUACGAUGGUAAAACAUUCUGCCGUAAUCAGCUCUCGUCGGCUACAGCUAAUCACUACAAUACAGCCUAUGCAGAACCUGACGUUAAGAAAUCUCAAGACCAUCCCCAGAGAACCAGCACAAAGAAACACAACCCCCGUGGGACACAUCUGUGGGAGUUUAUUCGAGAUAUCCUGCUUACACCUGAAAAGAACCCUGGCUUGAUAAGGUGGGAAGACCGCUCCGAGGGGGUGUUCCGAUUCCUCAAGUCCGAGGCAGUGGCACAACUAUGGGGAAAGAAGAAGAACAACAGCAGUAUGACCUACGAGAAGCUUAGCCGCGCCAUGAGAUACUACUACAAGAGAGAGAUCCUGGAGCAUGUCGAUGGGAGGCGUCUGGUCUACAAGUUCGGGAAGAACGCGCAAGGAUGGAAGGAGAACAACAGCUGAAGCCCACUAAUGGAACACUGCAGACACUGACUAAUUUAUUUAUAUGGGGGGCACAAGAAGACGCGGGGAUUAAAGACUUGGCGCCACUUCUCUACACUCAGGAGAAUGAUUAUGUACACAGUUUUCUGUGACUUGCAAUAUUUUAUAGGAUUUUGCUGCAUUGCAUGGGUAGCUCUUGGAUGUAAUAACGCUGGAUUAUUCUCUUAUAAUUGUCUUGGUUCCGCUUUGUAUGUACAGUACGCUAUGUAAAAAAUUUCUUUACAGAUUUUGCAAUAUCAUUGAAGGCAGCUGCAUCAUAAAAGGGUUUUCCCGGGACCCUGUGGUCCCCACAAACCCACCUAACUUUGUAGGAGAAAGUCUGUAAUAUACUUACUGUAUCGAGGUUGCGUGGUCACACAACGAUCCUCUCCCGACGUCACGUCCUUUACCAGGUUUCCGGCCUCAACUAUGGACGGUCACUUCUUCUGUGGACGGGGCCCAGGGGCGCACCACCAAUGAGGCCAGGUGAGGCGAUCGCCUCAGGCAGCACCAGGUAGGGGCAAGAGGGGGCAGCCAAAGGGCCAUAGGCAAAAUGGAAGGGGUUAGGUUAAAAAAUUGGCAUCGGGGGUUGGGGCGUCAUUUUGGUUUUCACCUCAGGCAGCAGAAAGGCUAGGCGCACCCCUGACGGGGCCACAACUAUUCGUGAAUACUCCUGAACACACCUCAUCUGCACAUGCACCAGGAAGAGCAAUAGUUCGGACCCCAUCUACAGCAGAUGUGAUGUCCCAGCCCAAGCAGAAAACCUGGUAAAGGACAGAAGCAGGAUUUUCAGAAGAGGAGUGUCCUGAGACUGUGUUCCCAUGUGACCAGUCCUACGGUAAGUAUAUUACAAACUUUCUCCUACAAGCAUAAAAUGUGUGAUUGAGGCGGGGCCCUCUGGGUCCCAGAAUAUCCCUUUAAAGGGAUAUUUUGGUCACAGCAAAUAAAGCUUAUUGAUUGAUGGUUUUUAAGAUCUCUGCUUGCUGUCAGAGAAUGAGAACCUUUGCAAUUUAGCAGAUGGAAAUCUGUCCUGUUCACGUGAUGAUCACACUAGUGCAGGGCUUGUUCCAGUGAGAGCACAGUUGCGUUUUUGAAUGGGCGAUCAUUACGUGAUCAGGACAGACGUCCAUCCUCUGGAAAUCAACAACAAAAGGUUUCCAUUCACUGAAAACCAGUAGGAAUUGAUACACAAAUGAUAUUAACUGUAACAGUAAAAAAAUAAAUCUACUGAAACCAUAAAAUAUCAAGUUUAAAAGGGCUUCUGGGAUUAAUAUGUUUUUUUUUUUAAUUUCUAAAUUUACUUCAAUCAUGUAUCAAAGGCGCCCAAUUAUCCCAAAACUGUGCGACAUGUCGUACCUGCUGAUGUCACGUGUCAUGUGUCGACAGUUCUAGCGCCAGAGCCAUGGUCAGGUGAUGACUUUGAUACUGAAUAUACAGUGAUUUAUAAAAAAACACGCACUUUGUUAUGUAGGCAACGGUGAUGAUAGCAGUCACGUUACACAUAUUGUUACAUGUUGUAGCUAUAGGGGGCGCUCUUUUAGAGAAAGCAAUGGUGUGAUGCUGACAGCAACGAAUCAGAGAUCAGCUUGGAUUUCAUGUUCAGAGAUUCAAAAGGGUUCUCCAAUCUGAACAACCCCCAUCUUAGAAUGAAAACCUACUAGUGAUCAACUGAUCGCUACAGGUCCACCUUCCAGGUCGUCAGCUGUAAUCACCAGUGGAAGCUAAGUGUACCCGUUCACUAAAAGGCUACUCAGACUUGAGAUGUCGUAUUAUGACAUGGCGUCUGUUAAACAAAAUACAUGCAUGGUCCUGCCGAGUCCGCCAAGACGGAUCUCUGCUGUAUCCCGUAGAGAGAGGUCCCAAGCAGGAGUCCCCUCUUGACAUCCAUAUACUGCAGAUGGGACAACCCCUUUACAGUUAUAUUCUGAUUGGCUGCUUUGAGCAACAUGGCCUCUUUACCGCUAACAUUUUUGCCAAAAAUAAAUAAAAAUACAUGAUCUUGCCGAGUCCGCCAAGGCGGUUCUCUGCUGUGUCCCGUAGAGAGAGGUCCCAAGCAGGAGUCCCCUCUUGACAUCCAUACACUCCAGAUGGGACAACCCCUUUUUCCGGGUUUAUUCUGAUUGGCUGCUUUGAGCAACACGGCCUCUUUACCGCUCACAUUUUUGCCAAAAAUAAAUAAAAAUACAUGAUCUUGCCGAGUCCGCCAAGUCGGUUCUCUGCUGUAUCCCGUAGAGAGAGGUCCCAAGCAGGAGUCCCCUCUUGACAUCCAUAUACUGCAGAUGGGACAACUCCUUUAGUUAUAUUCUGAUUGGCUGCUUUGAGCAACAUGGCCUCUUUACCGCUCACAUUUUUGCCAAAAAUAAAUAAAAAUACAUGUUCUUGCCGAGUCCACCAAGGCGGUUCUCCGCUGUGUCCCGUAGAGAGAGGUCCUAAGCAGGAGAGUCCCCUCUUUGACAUCCAUACACUCCAGAUCGGACAACCCUUGUCACUGUAUUCCUAUUGGCUUCUUUGGGCAAUAUGGCCUCUUUGCCUCAAUUAUUUUUUUACCAAGAAUAGAUAAAAAAUACAUACACGAUCCUCAUGAGUUCACCAAAUCUGUUCUUUACUGUGGCCCACAGAGAAGAGUCGUAAGUAGGAGAUAUACUCUAGUAAGGCAUGUAUCCCAACCGCUUUAAAGCUGUACUCUUAUUGGCUUCUUUGGGCAACAUGGCCAUUUUACCGUUCUCAUUUUUGCCAAAAAAAAUAUGGGAAUCACAUGGACAAAAAUAUGUCUUUAUAUUUUUUAAUGUAUAUAUGUCUUUUUAUUUACUGUGAAUCUGAUUACUUUACCUGUUACCGGGAAGAGGUGCUGGCUGCUAUUUUUGGGCAUUUCAAGUUUUAUGUCUAAGUCACUGGUGAAUUUUUGGGUAGACUUUUAGAAAAACAUUUUUUUUUUCCAUUAGGGGCGAUCAGCGAGCCAAAUACUGUGAGACUAAAUGCUAGAAAUCAUGGGAUCGUCUCCUGCAUACAGGUGUGGUAUCAGAGUUGUAUCCCUCCUAUAUUGGCUAAGGCUGGGGCCCUGGGGGCUACUAUGGCGCACACUGAGCUACAUGGGUGAUUUUCAAUAGCAUGAUCUAAACAAAUCACAGAUGGCUGAGCCCCAUUCUUUUGAGCAUACUUUGGGGAUGGGACUCACAAUUGUAUAAUGAGGAUUCAUGAGAAUAGGUCCAAACCUUCCUAAAAAUCUAAAUUUGGGGCAUUCAAGCCCCGACCCUGGAUACAGCCCCUAUAAUGUCCACUGCUUGACCGGGUUUACAUAAGACCUACCCAUUUUUUGGUUCUGGACAAGCUGAAUUUGCCAGCAUUGUCAUAGCAGGAGCUAUUGGUAAUGGCCGGUGGAGAUAUAGUUGCAUGGACAUUUGGGUGAUUAUGUUGUCCCUGCUGAUUACCUCGAGCUCCUACUAUAAGUCUUACAACUCAUGGCAGUCAAAGGGUCUGAUGAAGGUCAGCAUACAGGAGACAGACUGCUUGCUAAGGAUACACUGCCCAGAGGCCCUGUUAUCCAUAUUUCCAUAAACGAGGUGUUUCAAUCAUGUUUAGGGGCGUUCCUGGGAGUGGAGAUGGGUCAUGAUGAUGCUGAAUCAGGAAUCAUUCUAAGAGAGUGUGUGGGCACCAUGCGGACUCUCUCAGCAGUUUUUUUUUUAGCAUUAUAAGUAGUUCAAUUUCACAUUUUGUCUUUUGAUGUGAUUGUAGAUAAAUGUCUAAUUUGUACCGUAUUGUUUAUUAAUAAAAUGAACUUUCAGAUUA